UUAAAAAGACGUCAGCGUUGACUGUAUUAACGAUUGACACAUUUUAUAACUGGUUUAUAUUUAUUAAGAAAGACAAUUAAAUAUAUAGAUUAAUACCGAUCGAGGUAUCAUUUAAUCUUCUAUGUUCUAUGGAGUUUUUGCAGUUUCUAUCAUGCGCUUGCAUCGUAUUUACAGUCGGGAUGUUCUCGACUGGACUGACGGACCUGAAAAAGAUGAGGGCCUCUAAAAGUGCAGAAAAUGUCCAAUUCCUCCCCUUCCUCACCACCUGCCUCAAUAACAUGGGCUGGCUGUAUUAUGGGUUGCUAAAGAGUGAUGGAACUCUUGUCCUGGUCAACGUCAUAGGAGCCUGUCUGCAGUUACUCUACAUAUUUUUCUACUGUCACUACAUCAAAGAUAAGAGGCGAGUUACCUCUCAGGCAUUACUAGCAGGAGGAGUGCUGUGUGGAGGCUGGCUGUACUUCAGUGUUCUCCUACCUCAGGGAGAGUCUCAGCUAGCCCAGCUGGGCCUCGCCUGCAGCCUGUUCACUGUUAGCAUGUACCUCAGUCCACUUGCUGACCUGAUGGAGAUAGUGCGCAGUGGUAGUGUGGAGCGUUUGUCCUUCUCUCUGACUGUUGCUACCUUCCUCACAUCCACGUCCUGGACGUUGUAUGGACUACAGCUGCAGGACUUCUACAUCAUGAUUCCCAAUACACCUGGCAUCGUGACCAGUUUGAUACGUUUCUUCCUGUUCUGGAGGUUUGCAUCUGCCAGUGAAGUCAUGCCAUCCUAUAAGCUCAUCCACAUUUAAUAAUGCAAAGUCGCCCACCAAUUUUAUAGGAUUCUCUACCCAAUUGUUAAGUUAUUAAGGAUCACUCCUGACCAAGUAAGUUCUGUAAUUUAUAAAAUAUACAGCUCCAGAAAAGAUUUAAGAGACAACUGCACCUUUUUCUUUCCUUUCCAAAAGAGUCA
Esox lucius (northern pike) is the source of this 949-nucleotide messenger RNA. It is a transcript of the gene slc50a1, whose product is annotated as solute carrier family 50 member 1. The coding region runs from base 129 to 788 and encodes 219 amino acids. Gene Ontology annotation, molecular function: sugar transmembrane transporter activity. The transcript has 6 exons. Gene Ontology annotation, biological process: carbohydrate transport. The record is from RefSeq and is a predicted model, not a curated record. Gene Ontology annotation, cellular component: membrane. NCBI's taxonomy places the organism in Eukaryota, Metazoa, Chordata, Actinopteri, Esociformes, Esocidae.